AAAAGACUAUGUCCUAAAACACACAUAGCUACCAUAUCCUUCAAGAGAAAUAGGUGUGCAUAUGUUUCUAUUUUUAUUUGUCAAUUUCCAAUGGAGGAAAUCAAGGAUGGUUAUCCUUCUUCUACAUCAUCACCUCCAACACCUCCCUCACCUCUUCCCAUUAGUGUAGGACCAGGCAACCAAAAAUACAACUUUUCUCCAUCACCAUCUGCUUCGCCACCAUUCUCGCCACAACCUUCAAGCCACACAUCAGCUGAGAAACUCCCUCUUUUGCAUGAAAGAUUGCUUAGUCCUACAGUGCCAUUGGCAUUCUCAUUGGAUCGUCAACGAAAGCCGGAGGAUUUGGAUUCUAGGAGCUCUUGCCUUAAAGACUUAUUAGAAUGGUUUAUACAGAAGUGCUGCACUUGCUGUUCCAGAAUUCUCUGAAUUUUACAAACGCAACACAAUUUUGCUGAAAAUCUGGAAGCAGUCAACAAUGCAGAGCUCCUCCCUAAGAUUAUAGAGCAGUGACUUCACCUCAUUGCUAACAUAUCUUCUAACCCAUUACAAGUCAUGUAUUGUUUCUUUUUCGUUCUGUUUUUGUCUUUGGACAGACCUCAAAUGAUUCUAUCACAAUUUUUGGGGAUCUCUGCCACCUGAACUAUAGCUAGCACAAGUCGAUGGGUGAAGAAAUUCUUGAAACACCCCAGUUUAAACAUUA
Quercus robur (English oak) is the source of this 700-nucleotide messenger RNA. Its product is annotated as early nodulin-20. The record is from RefSeq and is a predicted model, not a curated record. NCBI's taxonomy places the organism in Eukaryota, Viridiplantae, Streptophyta, Magnoliopsida, Fagales, Fagaceae. The transcript is spliced from 2 exons. The coding region runs from base 91 to 426 and encodes 111 amino acids.